GAGGCGCCUGUUGAUGCUUGUUAGUCCUCUCCUCCGCUCUACGCGUUCGAGCGUUUUCCGAAGAUUUAGUUUCGUGGGUUUCUUGUAUCCGCCUGAGAAUCCAUUUUCAAUUCUAUCUUCCUCUGGGUUGUUUUGAUUUAAUUUCUCUCUGUUUCUGUCUCUCUCUGUGCGCCAUGGACUGAGCUGACGAUUUCCUGUUGUGAUGCUUAUAGAAAAUGUUUGAUUGUGGUUACAAGUCACAACUGAUGGGUGGUCAGCGCGAAAAAUUCGUGAGGUUGGAUGACUUGGACUCUAGAUUGUCAUCGCCUUCUGAUAGUGGGAUAAGAAGAUGUGGUUUGAAUAUAGAUGGAUUUAACCGUGCAGUCCAUGGAAAUGAUAAGCCAUCUGGAUCCUUUAAGAGAGGAAUGAGAAAAGGGUCCGAAGGACUUAAAUCAAUUGGUCGAUCACUCAAGUUUGGAGUAUCUCGAGCUGUAUUUCCAGAGGAUCUUAAAGAGUCAAAGAAGAAGAUCUUUGAUCCUCAAGACAAAUUGCUCUUAUUCUUGAAUAAACUUUUUGUCAUAUCAUGUUUUUUAGCAAUAUCGGUGGACCCGCUAUUCUUUUAUGUUCCUGUCAUUAACCAACAGUCGAGCUGUCUUGGCAUUGAUAGGAAGCUGGCAAUUACAGUGACAACAUUGCGAACAGUUAUUGAUGUUUUCUAUCUUAUUCAUAUGGCUCUCCAAUUCCGGACAGCUUAUAUUGCUCCAUCAUCUCGGGUGUUUGGGAGAGGUGAACUUGUGAUUGAUCCUGCACAAAUAGCUAAAAGAUACUUGCGGCGGUAUUUCAUCAUUGAUUUGGUGUCUGUGCUGCCCCUUCCACAGAUUGUGGUCUGGAGAUUUCUUCAGAGGUCCAAAGGUUCAGAUGUAUAUGUGACAAAACAGGCCCUUCUUUUCAUUGUAUUCCUUCAAUAUAUCCCAAGAUUUCUUAGAGCGUUACCAUUGACUUCAGAAUUGAAAAGGACAACAGGCGUAUUUGCAGAAACAGCCUGGGCAGGUGCUGCAUAUUAUUUGCUAUUAUAUAUGCUUGCAAGUCAUAUAGUUGGAGCACUGUGGUACUUAUUAGCUGUGGAACGCAAUGACACAUGUUGGCAGAAGUAUUGUAGUGCCCCUUGCAGGAAAAAUUUCUUAUAUUGCGGUAACCAAGACAUGGAGGGCUAUUCGACUUGGAACCAGACAGGUGUGGAUGCCCUAAUGUCGAGAUGCAAACCUGCUGAUGAUAAUGAUUCGUUUGAUUUUGGAAUCUUUAAACAGGCUUUGUCCUCUGGCAUUGCGGCAUCCAAGAAUUUUGUCGGCAAAUAUUGUUACUGUCUAUGGUGGGGCCUACAAAACUUAAGUACGCUUGGGCAGGGGCUUCAAACAAGCACGUAUCCGGCUGAAGUGAUCUUUUCUAUAGCAUUGGCUGUACUUGGUCUCAUCCUCUUUGCACUUCUUAUUGGCAACAUGCAGACUUAUCUUCAAUCUCUAACCAUAAGGCUUGAGGAAAUGAGGGUGAAAAAGCGUGAUUCGGAGCAAUGGAUGCAUCAUCGUUUGCUGCCACAGGAACUUCGAGAGAGAGUCAGGCGAUAUGAUCAGUACAAGUGGUUGGAGACCCGCGGAGUCGACGAACAGAGUUUGGUUCAAACUCUCCCUAAGGAUCUUAGGAGAGAUAUUAAGCGACAUCUUUGUCUCGCUUUAGUAAGAAGGGUUCCUCUGUUUGAAAGCAUGGAUGAGAGGCUGCUUGAUGCUAUUUGUGAGCGGCUAAAACCGUGUUUGUUUACAGAGUACACUUACAUAGUCCGUGAGGGUGAUCCAGUCGAUGAGAUGCUUUUCAUUAUACGUGGUCGGCUCGAGAGUGUGACUACCGAUGGUGGGCGGAGCGGAUUUUUCAAUCGUACCUUUCUGAAAGAAGGUGAUUUUUGUGGUGAAGAGCUUUUGACUUGGGCUCUUGACCCGAAAUCUGGUUCGAAUCUUCCAUCUUCGACAAGGACGGUAAAGGCUAUUACAGAGGUUGAGGCUUUCGCGCUUGUUGCUGAAGAGUUGAAAUUCGUAGCCAGUCAGUUCAGGCGCCUUCACAGUAGACAGGUGCAACAUACCUUUCGAUUCUACUCGCAGCAAUGGAGGACCUGGGCUGCUUGCUUCAUCCAAGCAGCAUGGCGCCGAUACUCCAAGAGAAAGACUAUGGAACUUCGUCAAAAGGAAGAAGUUGCAGCGGAGGAAUCCAAGACAUCUCAAACGACGACCACAAGCGGAGGAGGCUCUUACAGUAUUCGUGCAACUUUCCUAGCUUCUAAAUUUGCUGCCAAUGCUCUCCGAGGCGUUCAGCGAUAUCGCAACGCAAAGAGCGCUCAGGAGUUGAUAAAAUUGCAGAAGCCUCCCGAGCCCGAUUUUAGCGCAGAUGAUGCCGAUUGAUGUGUUAUGUAUUGUGACAAAAAAAACUGAAUGCAUUACAAUAUGACUCAUGUUUGAUGAGAUGAGCUAAACUAGUGUAAAAAUAGAUGUGUUUGUAGUUUGCAA
Molecule: messenger RNA, 2528 nt
Organism: Cucurbita maxima (winter squash)
Lineage: Eukaryota; Viridiplantae; Streptophyta; Magnoliopsida; Cucurbitales; Cucurbitaceae
Product: probable cyclic nucleotide-gated ion channel 5
Exons: 8
Coding region: 216-2423 (735 amino acids)
Biological process (GO): potassium ion transport; transmembrane transport
Cellular component (GO): membrane
Molecular function (GO): protein binding; voltage-gated potassium channel activity
Source: RefSeq, a predicted model, not a curated record